Messenger RNA from Dreissena polymorpha, 1082 nucleotides. RefSeq names its product caveolin-3-like. Gene Ontology annotation, biological process: caveola assembly. The record is from RefSeq and is a predicted model, not a curated record. Gene Ontology annotation, molecular function: molecular adaptor activity. Gene Ontology annotation, cellular component: caveola. The coding region runs from base 313 to 699 and encodes 128 amino acids. The transcript is spliced from 2 exons. Lineage: Eukaryota; Metazoa; Mollusca; Bivalvia; Myida; Dreissenidae.
AACCGGAAAUUGAUCUGAAUCAGUUUGGUAUGUUUCCGAUAUUAAGGUACCCAUGCGUAUAUAUAACGAUGAUUGGUUUCAUUAUAUUUGCAUAUAUGUUAUAACAAACAGUUCAGUAUAUAAUACCUAAUAUUUCCGGCCGGUCUAAUCCCUACGCCUAACAUGCGGCCGGUAAUUAGACCUAUUACUGCCUUUUAAGCCAAUAAGGGUCCCUAUAUAACUAUCUUCCUCGCUCGCAUAUCUCACAAACCUGGCCCGAAUUCGCGUCCUGUGUGUCAACGUGGUCUCUUAGAGUCAAGCAACAUUAUCGUCAUGGCUGCAGCAGAGUUGGAUUUAGUGAACCGCGACCCGAACAGCAUCAACGAUCAUUUGCAGUGCAAAUUUGAAGAUGUUUUCGCCGAGCCCGAUGGCACCCAUAGCAUCGACUGUGUCUGGAAGCUCGCCUAUACUUGCUUCAACUGUUGGAAGGGGCUCUGCUACAGGAUCUCGACCCUGCUCUGUGGCAUGUGUAUCGCCGCCGAGUGGGGCUGCGAAUUCGCCUAUAUCUCCUUCUUCCACAUCUGGUUCUUUACUCCCUGCUUCAAGAUGCUGGACAUCAACUGCGGGGCGCUCAAGCGUCUGUACGGCCAGUGUGUCAACUGCUGCAUCGAGCCGUGCUGUAUGGCGUGCGGGCUGGUCUUCCAUCAGUUCAAGAAAUAAUUGAACUUUCCGAACAUUUGAGGCCCGUUCUUGGAAAAAUGGACUAUUGCAUGUGCCCCACGUGUUGUUCCAGAUUAGCCUGUGCAAUCUGCGACGACACUUUCUGCCCUAAACUGGAUUUUCGUUUAGAAAAGAUUUCCCUUAAACGAAAAAUAAGUGUCGCCCCUGAUAAGCAUUUGCGAACUGCACAUGAUAUUAUGGGAGGACACUUCGUGCACGUGUAUUAAGCCCAGUUUUUCCUGAACGCGGCCCAUUUGCUCUUUCAUAAAUUCAUAAAUUAAAAAAAAUAGCUUUGCAAAAAUCUAAAUGCUUUUUUGCCUUGGGUUAUACUCUCUUGGCAUGCAAAUAUAUAUGUGUGAUUUAACACUAGAUUGCUUAUUUUA